AUAAGUGGAGCAACCAAACGGCCAACCAUCCAUUUACUAUUUAUAUUUCCGCUCUUCCUAUUCCUCCCCCCAGAAAACGACGUCGACGCGUUCAGAGGGUUUUGGACAAAGAGAGAAACCAUGUCGUCGGCAACGAGGAAAGUGAUCUUGAAGGCCUCCGACGACGUUGUCUUUGAGAUCGAUGAAGCGGUGGCCUUCCAGUCGGUGGUAAUUAAGUACGCAAUCGAGGAUUGCCACGACAAUUACAUCCGGUUGCCCAACGUGACGAGCAAGAUUUUGGAGAAGGUGAUCGAUUAUUGCAAGAGGCACCUCGAGGCUGAAGAGUCUCCUUAUCAGCAGGCCCGGGACGACCUCAUGGCUUUUGAUGCCGAAUUUGUCAAAGUAGAUGGGGCCACGCUGUCGGGUCUUGUUCUGGCUGCAAAUUGUCUGAAUAUCAAGAGCUUGUUGGACCUGACUUGCCAGACAAUUGCGGACAUGAUCAAGGAAAAAACCCCUGAAGAAUUUAGGAAAACAUUCAAUAUAAAAGGCUUUACCCCGGAAGAGGAAGAGGAAGUCCGCAGGGAGAGCCAGUGGGCCUUCGGGUGAAAGAUUUAACCGUUCGAUUACAUUUGUGAUGAUGGUUGUUUCCUUGUUUUCAAUCCAUCCAAGUUUAUUUUGCAAACUCAUUCAUGUCAAAAUGUGGUUUAGUCUAAGCAAGGGUCGUUGUAAUUCCUCCCAUCCAAAUGGGAAAACUCGAACCCUAUUCUUAUAAUAGUAGUAUAAAAUUAUGCCAGCAUUAAAAUAGCAAAAAACAAAAAAAAAA
Molecule: messenger RNA, 802 nt
Organism: Diospyros lotus (date-plum)
Lineage: Eukaryota; Viridiplantae; Streptophyta; Magnoliopsida; Ericales; Ebenaceae
Product: SKP1-like protein 1B
Exons: 2
Coding region: 121-585 (154 amino acids)
Biological process (GO): SCF-dependent proteasomal ubiquitin-dependent protein catabolic process
Cellular component (GO): cytoplasm; nucleus
Molecular function (GO): cullin family protein binding
Source: RefSeq, a predicted model, not a curated record